GCCGACCGCCAGGAAAAACGGGAUUGUCCUGUCAGCCGCCGGAGGAAUCGUACGUUGCGUGGACAACUGUAUUUCCGCAUCAGGUGAACGGAUAUUGUUCGGAGUGCGUGUCGGUCGCGGUUCAAUGAUGACUAGUUAAAAGUUUAACGAUUCAAGGACACCCGGCGGAUCGUCACGAGCACCGACACUACGUGAUUCCAAGAGCUAUGGCUACCAAGAGGAUGCUGUCCCUGCCCUAUCCGUUCUCGUUGGAGGAGGAACUGAAGAAGAAUCCGGAAAUAAAGGUUUCGGAUAUAGAGAUGCUGAGGGAAUGGUGCGACAAGCAACAACACCUGCCCAAGGUCUCGGAUCUGCACCUGAUAUUGUUUUUGCACAGUAAUUAUUACAGCAUGGAAGCGGCGAAGACCACGGCGGAGAACUUCUUCACUAUUAGAUCUCACGUUCCGGAGUUUUUCUCGAUGAGGAACCCUUUGGGCUCGAAAGAAUUGCGUCAGGCUUUCAAUCUCGCAGUCAUCACUGGACUACCAGAGUUAUCGAAACAAGGUCAUAAGAUACUUUUCGGAAAAUUGGUGGACUCCGAUCCGAUUCACUAUUCCUUCGAAGAUGUCACCAAGUCGUUCUUCAUGGUGUCCGAUUUGGUGGGCCUGAAGACUGGUACCUGCGACGGAUACAUUUUUAUCGGUGACUCGGCGAACGUGUCAUUGGGUCAUGUGGGUCGAAUAAGCCCUAUGGGUAUGAAGAAGCUAGUGAUGUACGUUCAGGAAGCGAUACCUGUUCGUUUGAAAGGGAUACAUUUCAUCAACACUCCACCGGUGAUGGACUUGGUGAUGAACAUGGCGAAACCUUUCAUGAAGAGCGAAUUGUGGAACAUGAUACAUUUACAUUCGUCCUUGAAAACGUUGGAAGAGUUCAUUUCUCUCGACGUGCUCCCGAACGAGGUCGGCGGAAAGGCGGGACCGAUAUCGAAAAUACACAGCGAUCAAAUAAAGGAAAUCGAUAGUAAACGAGAAUGGUUCAUCGAAGAAGAAAAAUUGGCCGCGGUGGACGAAUCUUUGCGUAUCGGUAAAAGCAAGACUGCGAAUGAACUUUUCGGUGUCGAAGGGACUUUCAAGAAACUUGAAAUAGAUUAAAAUCAAUUUAAACUUUUAAAUUUCGCUCGCUCAAAGAAGAAAUUUAUGGUGAACUAAUAAUGGUUCAUAAUUUGUUAAGAUUAUUUCCUAUACGUUAAGUGACUUUUGUUUCGUCCAGCAGAUCUUACAAAAAAUUUGUAUUUAUUGUAUACGAAUAGUACAAUAAAAGCAUA
Messenger RNA from Colletes gigas, 1303 nucleotides. Its product is annotated as alpha-tocopherol transfer protein-like. The transcript is spliced from 4 exons. Lineage: Eukaryota; Metazoa; Arthropoda; Insecta; Hymenoptera; Colletidae. The coding region runs from base 207 to 1130 and encodes 307 amino acids. Gene Ontology annotation, cellular component: membrane. Gene Ontology annotation, molecular function: phosphatidylinositol bisphosphate binding. The record is from RefSeq and is a predicted model, not a curated record.